AUGUUGUCCACCUUUUUCGUGAGUUCCAAAUCUGUUCACCACACCCAAGCUAGUGGUAGAUGCAUCAGCCAGACUUUUGUCGUAGCAUCCAUCGGCGUUGCCUUUGCCGCUACUGGUCCCGCAGCACGCGUGACAAGCGCGAUCCCGGGCAUCACAGGGUUGCUACCGGAGGUUCGACCAGUGUCACGGUCUUUGGUACCAAUUCUUCUCCUUUCCGUGUUCGAACUGGGACUCAUGACGCUCACGCUCAUACGCGCCAUACAGAGCUGGCGGAUAAAUCCAAGCCGUCUGUACGUUGUCCUGGUGAACCAUAACAUAUUCUAUUAUGCAUGUGGUCUUCUAUUCUCAAUAACGAAUAUCUUCACAUUGCUGCUCCUCCAGUAUGCCUACCACACCCUGUUUUAUGAUUUCCAGUUCGUGAUGCUCGCAAUCCUCGCCACGCGCAUGCACCUCCAUCUCUGGCAGAUGAACCAACAUGCACACCGCUCUGGCGCCUUUGUGCGUAUUCCAAUGUCCGAUAUAUCAUCUGCAAAUCCCACGGCGUGA
Molecule: messenger RNA, 546 nt
Organism: Suillus subalutaceus
Lineage: Eukaryota; Fungi; Basidiomycota; Agaricomycetes; Boletales; Suillaceae
Exons: 6
Coding region: 1-546 (181 amino acids)
Source: RefSeq, a predicted model, not a curated record